Molecule: messenger RNA, 955 nt
Organism: Chinchilla lanigera (long-tailed chinchilla)
Lineage: Eukaryota; Metazoa; Chordata; Mammalia; Rodentia; Chinchillidae
Gene: Commd3
Product: COMM domain containing 3
Biological process (GO): sodium ion transport
Source: RefSeq, a predicted model, not a curated record
GCGGCCGCAACAGCUGAGCGCGCGGCGCGUGUCACGUGGUGCGCGUGUCGAAGGUCACGGCGCGCUCACAAUGGAGCUCUCGGAGUCUGUGCAGAGAGGCUUCCAGACGCUGGCCGAUCCCGGCUCCUUCGACUCCAACGCCUUCGCGCUUCUCCUCCGGGCGGCUUUCCAGAGCCUGCUGGACGCCCAGGCGGACGAGGCCGUGCUAGAUCACCCAGACUUGAAACAUAUUGACCCAGUGGUUUUAAAAUACUGUCAUGCAGCAGCUGCAACUUACAUACUGGAGGCAGGAAAGCACCGAGCUGACAAAUCAACUCUAAGCACCUUUCUAGAAGACUGUAAAUUUGAUCGAGAGAGAAUAGAGCUGUUUUGUACAGAAUAUCAGAAUAAUAAGAAUUCCCUAGAAAGCCUACUGGAAAGUAUAGGCAGAUCUCUCCCUCAUAUAACUGAUGUUUCUUGGCGCCUGGAGUAUCAAAUAAAGACCAAUCAACUUCAUAAGAUGUACAGACCUGCAUAUUUAGUAACUUUAAACGUAGAGAACACUGAUUCCCAAUCCUACCCAGAGAUUAGUUUUAGCUGCAACAUGGAACAAUUACAGGACUUAGUAGGGAAACUUAAAGAUGCUUCAAAAAGCCUGGAAAGAGCAACUCAGUUGUAAGUUGGAGAAGUUACCGAUCCUCCGGAGUCUAAAGGAAAAGCAGAAACACCUUGCCUUUAGCCGAAUCGUCGCUUGUGCAAGCUGGAUGCCUUCAUGUUCAGUAGGAAGAAAAGUUUCCCCCUGAAUUUAUGCCAUUCAUCAAUUUUGACGUUUUAAAUAAACAAAUGAAGAAGAGGGGAGUUCUGUGCAUUUAGCUCAUCUUUGAUAUUACCUGUACAUGUCCUAUUUUGAUCUUUUGCCAGUCUUAUGAAAAGAAAUAUUACACCCUGAAUAAAUAAGGUGUUGUUCCCAUGAAAA